AGUGUAUUGACAUCAAUGUUACUCCAGACAAAAGGCAAAUUUUACUCCAGGAGGAAAAGCUUUUACUAGCAAUUUUAAAAACUUCUCUGAUGGAGAUGUUUGGUAGUGAUGUUAACAAACUGAAUGUCAAUCAGAAACUUCUGGACAUUGCAGGCAACUUGAAGAAGACACUUCCUGAAGAUACAGAAAAGCCUCAGGAAGAAACAAUGUCUGACUCUCAGACUGAAAAUCCAGGUGGUGAAGGAAAGAGAGUAAUGACUCUUGCCAGAUUAAGGGAGUCAUUCUCUCUUCACCAAAUGCCAGAGAGUAAUUUUCAAAGCCCUAAAAGGGUAAAGCAGCAGCACAGCACCCCUAGACAAAUGCCACUUGAUACCACUUGGAGUACUAUAAAGACUCAAAAGGCUGGAUUGACUAAGAAGUCUGAGAGUGGUCAUAAGAUUGACUCCAAGAUGUCAAUUCCAAGCAGAUAUUUGAGAAAAUUAGAAGAUAAUGCAGAUUCUGGAUUCUGUAGCACUUCUGAGUCGGAUGCUGGAUGUAGUACACCAGAAGCUGGGAGCUGUGUCAAUAGUGAACGUGUAAUUAAUCCUCCUGAAGAAGAAUUCUGUAGCUCAGAAGAACGACUUCAAAAUGAAUGUCUUGAAACUGUUGGAUGUAGUGAGAAGUUGUUGGAAUGUGAUGUUCAGGUCUUGGACACUGAACAUAAGUUAAAUCAAGUGAAAGGCUGGAGUAAUCAAAAUAAGUUAUCUCAAACAGCCCGUGGUUCUUCCCAACGAGUAAAAUGUUUUAAAAGCAGAAGCUUUAAAAGUGAAGCAGAUGACUUCAAGGCAGAUAAAUGUCCUGAAGUGAAGAACAGUAGGAACUGUCUGCCAAGUGUUGAUGUAUUGGUGGAAGUUAAAAAGAAAACCGUGCCGAUUGAAUUUUCUAUGCAGGUUUUAGCAGAAAAAUAUAAAAAGAUAAUUCAGCAACAACAGAAGAGUACAGAAACACAAAAUUACAGACGAUUUAAAGCAAAAAUCAGUCCUGGAGAAAAUAAAGUAGCAGAAGAUGAAUUAAGAAAAGAAAUCAGUAAAGAAAUGUUUGCAAAAAUGGAUCAUUGGCCAGUUCAAUUUAGGGUUUAUAAUAGUGAAGCUGAAUCUGAUCUUUUCAUAAUCGACCAACAUGCUACUGAUGAGAAGUACAACUUUGAGAUGUUACAACAACACACUGUUCUUCAAGGUCAGAAGCUGAUAGCGCCUCAGAAUCUCCAUUUAACAGCUGUGAAUGAAACUGUAUUGAUUGAAAACCUGGAAAUAUUCAGAAAAAAUGGGUUUGAUUUUGUCAUAAAUGAAAAUGCUCCUGUAACUCAGAGAGUUAAAUUAAUAUCGUUGCCAACAAGCAAAAACUGGACUUUUGGUCCACAAGACAUAGAUGAGCUGAUCUUCAUGUUAAGUGACUGCCCUGGAGUCAUGUGUAGGCCCUCCAGGGUCAGACAGAUGUUCGCUUCUCGAGCCUGCAGGAAGUCUGUGAUGAUUGGAACUGCACUGAAUGUGCAGGAAAUGAGAAAACUGAUCACCCACAUGGGUGAGAUUGAGCAUCCCUGGAACUGCCCCCAUGGAAGACCUACUAUGAGACACAUAGUCAGCUUAGACUUGAUUUCACCAGAAUAAGUCAGUUGCUGUUUACUAACAUUUUCGAUUUUAAUUCUUGGUGACAUUUUUGGCUUUUACCGUGAUUCUUAUUUUGACCAAAAAAAUUUUAGCCAGUCUUGAAAUUUGAAGCCAGUAAUGCUUAAAGGCAUUCAGCAGGGUUUCAUUGUUACUCCUGUGAAGUCAACAAUAUCAACAUACUGGAAUUCUUUGUAAAUAGCACUUUUAUUAUGAUUUACUGUGUGUAAUACUUAAUUUUGCAAUCAAGACUUUUAAAAAAAUAAAUAGAAAUGCUUAUACAUAAA
Messenger RNA from Merops nubicus (carmine bee-eater), 1930 nucleotides. Its product is annotated as mismatch repair endonuclease PMS2-like. Gene Ontology annotation, molecular function: ATP hydrolysis activity; ATP-dependent DNA damage sensor activity; ATP binding. Gene Ontology annotation, cellular component: MutLalpha complex. Gene Ontology annotation, biological process: mismatch repair. The record is from RefSeq and is a predicted model, not a curated record. Lineage: Eukaryota; Metazoa; Chordata; Aves; Coraciiformes; Meropidae.